Molecule: messenger RNA, 1438 nt
Organism: Dermacentor andersoni
Lineage: Eukaryota; Metazoa; Arthropoda; Arachnida; Ixodida; Ixodidae
Product: aldo-keto reductase family 1 member B1-like
Molecular function (GO): oxidoreductase activity
Source: RefSeq, a predicted model, not a curated record
CGCAUAGGUAUUUACCAUUUUCAAAACAUCAACUGUAUUUAGACAUCUAAAAAGAUGGUUUCCACCAAACUUGAGGUGUGAGCAGGGUUUCAGCAAGCGCUGGGCGUAACCAUGAAACAAGAUUUUACAGUUUCUUCUAAAUGACCCCACGCGAAACAGCUCAUACAAUGCAUGUCUCCGCAGUUAUCCACAGCGUACACCCCAGAGAUGCCGACCGGCAUCUGUAGUAGCUGCAACUGACUUCAAACAUGCCGCCCCUAAAGACGAAAGCCGCAGACGAAACCAGGAGCCCAGCCGCUCGGCGCUCUGCCUUUUUUUUUUUUUUUUUCGAUGAUGACGUCAUGCUAAGCAGCGUCAUCUGAAGCGCCGUAGUCGGUGAAGGCCGGCGCGCAUGCGCGAGCUGGAGCCACGCGUCUGGCGCCGCUUCUCCCUCCCUCGGAGCCGGGGAUCACCCUACCCAGCGUCUGUGCGAGCGAGAAAUGUAAAACGCGCCCUUGUGUCGGCGUCUUUUUAUAACGUGUUCUUUUUCGCCCGACUCGAAACGUGCUUCGACCAGACGGAGAGCAGCGUUGCCUCUCCGUCGUUUCUCGGACGUGCAUUUCGUUUGACCGCCUGCGAGAACGCCUGCAGGUAUAGAAGCAGAGGUGAAAGAAGCCGGACCAUGGCGAAUUGCCCCAUCGUGACGUUGGCUGACGGCAAUAAGAUUCCGGCGCUCGGCCUUGGAACCUGGAAGUCGGCUCCCUCCCAAGUCUAUGAGGCCGUGAAGGAGGCUAUCCGCAUCGGCUACCGGCACAUUGACUGCGCGCUCGUCUACCUCAAUGAGCCGGAAGUGGGACGGGCCAUUGCGCACGCCAUCAAGGAAGGCCUUAUCACCAGGGAAGAGCUCUUCAUCACCAGCAAGUGCUGGAACUCGUUUCAUAGUAAACAAAAAGUUGUGGAGUGCUGCAACAGGAGUUUGCAGGCGCUAGGAGUUGAUUAUAUCGACCUCUACUUGAUUCACUGGCCUCAAGCGUACAAGGAGGGUGGAGACCUGUUCCCAAAAGACCAAAAUGGCGACAUCCAGCUGGCCGACAUUGAUUACCUGGAGACCUGGGAGGGCAUGGAAGAAUGCAAGAGGAACGGCUUGGUGCGCUCCAUCGGCGUGUCCAACUUCAACUCGGAACAAAUAACUCGCCUCGUCAAGUCGUGCCAGAUAAAGCCAGUGAUUAACCAGGCAAGUUUAUGGUUAAAAUGUGAUAGCACAAGAGCGAAAAAGAAAAAAAGCUUUUGUUGGCGUUUGCCAGUCUGAGGCACUGAUACAGAAAAGACGUCGAAACUGCAUACUGAAGAUUUCACACCCUUCAGAAACACUAUAGGUUUCGUUUUAAUGCUUUUUUGUGAUGAUCCAUCACCGAAGCCACCUGCACGAUCUCACCGAUGGCCCUGUCAUACGGUCGCG